This is a messenger RNA of Camponotus floridanus (Florida carpenter ant), 591 nucleotides long. RefSeq lists its product as uncharacterized. The transcript is spliced from 2 exons. The record is from RefSeq and is a predicted model, not a curated record. NCBI's taxonomy places the organism in Eukaryota, Metazoa, Arthropoda, Insecta, Hymenoptera, Formicidae. The coding region runs from base 69 to 389 and encodes 106 amino acids.
CGUAUAUCUAUAUAAAAGUAUCAUCGUGCCAUUCCCGAGGAUAGUUGGACACUGCGCAUCGAGUGAACAUGAUAGAGUUUCUGAUACUAUUCCUUGGCGUUUACGGGGCACUGGCGGCUCCUCAUGCGUCCCAUGUGAAUGACGAUCUUCAUCUGGAUAAUAAUACGGAAGUGGUCGAAGGACAGCUUCCCGGUACGGAAAAUCUCAACGAGAAGGCUCUUCCGAUAUCUCGUUUAUUCGCCACGGAAUCGAGUAAUCUGCCGGCGAGGAAUAAUCUGGCUGAAAGAUCUCAGAUACCUCAAAAACUUCCCGGAACGCUAAAUCUGGCGGAAAAACGAAUUCCUGAUGUCGUUCUGAAGAGAUUGUUGCAGCUGUUUGAGGUCAACUGAAAAAAAGAAACGUAAUAGAUUGUUCGAUAACAUCUAAAAUAUAUUUAAUUGUCGUUGUCACAUUGGCAUUUAAAUAAGUUCUCGAUAAUAUAAACUGCAUAAAUCUUUUUGCUAAAUGCAGUUGCAAAAAAGCACUUUCCCAUAUUUAAAAUGUUUUCUUGUGAAAAGAAAGAAAAAAUCUUUCGGAAAAUUAAUUAUCAUA